Arabis nemorensis is the source of this 1257-nucleotide messenger RNA. NCBI's taxonomy places the organism in Eukaryota, Viridiplantae, Streptophyta, Magnoliopsida, Brassicales, Brassicaceae. The record is from the annotation of a GenBank genome assembly.
AUGCUUCACAACAGCCAUGAACACAUGCUUAGAAGGUGUAAACCAGGACCAGAUUCUAAAGGGUCUUGUCUUCUCUGUGAGCUUCCUCUUUCUCCUUCUGCUAUAUGUUACGGCUGUGUUCAUUGUCAAUUGCUUUUUCACGAACGUUGCCUCGACCUUCCAGUUGAGAUUCAACAUCCCGUGCAUCCGGCACACCCUCUCAGGCGCCUUGAUUUUAUACGAACUUUUGAUGGUCGAAAAUCUUGUAAUGCGUGUAAAGUCAGGUUUGUUGGUGUCCCAUUUGGUUGCUUAGACUGUGGGCUAUACCUUCAUCUGAGGUGUGCAGAGGCUAUACCUUCAUCUGAGUUUCAUUUCAAGUGUCUUGACAUACCCAAAUAUGUGGUAAACAAAUCCUAUCACAUCCAUCAACUCGAGCAUAAAGCAUUUGAAGCCAAAGACGACUUUUUGGAGUACUGUGGUGUUUGUGAGACGAUGGUACACCCACUACACCCUGCAUAUACCUGUGAAGAAUGUGAUUUUCUCGGCCACACGGGAUGCAUUCUACGUGAGGAAGUGCCUUCCCCGUUGUACUUGAAAGAUUUGUACCCUUGCAAUAAAAGCAAUACAAGAUCAAUACAUCUAGAAGACCUUGAAACCAAUGAAUUAGAAGAUAAACUAAUGGUUAAUGGUAUCGAUCAUAUCCAUGCAAUGAGACCGGUGCACAUGAGUGAGGUUGAGGAAGAAGCAAAUUGCAGCAUGUGUGAUGGAAAAAUACAUGAUAACCCCUGCAAAUGCGAGACAUGUAACUUUCAGUCACAUGAUUACUGUGCAGAGCUGGGCCGACCAUCAAAACAUCAAUUUCAUUUGAAACACUCUUUGACACUCUUCAAAAGUGAUAUUACCAAGAAAGAUCAAGUCUCACAGUCACUAUCUGCAUGUGGUGUGUCGUUUUAUGGCUGCAUUGAUUGUGACUUCAACGCCCAUGCAGAGCGUAUUGGGUUUCCAUCCAAUGUGAAGAACCAACGACAUCAACAUAUGCUCAAACUAAUAUACUCCUCUCGCCACCUAAGUUGUUCUCUCUGUGAAUCUGAAAUCAACUAUAAUAUGAUUAUGAUUUACUCAUGCUAUCACUGCAAGGACGUAUUUCACUUCAAAUGUAUACUGUCUACGGAAAACCGUGAGGCAGCAACAGAAGAGGAACAACUUCAAGACAUCUAUCUUAUGUACCUUGAGCGUGAUCUCCUUGACCUUCUUAGAUUAAGUGGUGAGUCUCAGUGA